AGCAACACGCGCACAGUAGCACAGCUCCACUCCACUCUCCCCCUCCACUGCACCGAUGCAAACCGACGAACACCUGGGAGCAAUGGCUCCCUGCCUCCUCCUCGUCCUCUUCCUCCUCCCGGUGCUCGCCGCCGGCCACCAGCACCCGUCCAGCUACGGCUCCUCCGCCCUCUCCGAGUGGCGCUCCGCCAAGGCCUCCUACUACGCCGCCGACCCGGAAGACGCCAUCGGUGGCGCGUGCGGGUUCGGGGAUCUGGGGAAGCACGGGUACGGGAUGGCGACGGUGGGGCUGAGCACGGCGCUGUUCGAGCGCGGCGCGGCGUGCGGCGGCUGCUACGAGGUGAAGUGCGUGGAGGACCUCAAGUACUGCCUGCCCGGAACCUCCAUCGUCGUCACGGCCACCAACUUCUGCGCCCCUAACUUCGGGCUCCCGGCCGACGCCGGCGGCGUCUGCAACCCGCCCAACCACCAUUUCCUCCUCCCCAUCCAGGCCUUCGAGAAGAUUGCGCUGUGGAAGGCCGGCAUCAUGCCCAUCCAGUACCGCCGUGUCAAGUGUCUUCGUGAAGGUGGUGUCCGGUUCUCAGUCGCGGGUCGAAGUUUCUUCCUGACAGUCCUAAUUAGCAAUGUCGGUGGUGCUGGCGAUGUCCGGUCAGUAAAGAUCAAAGGAACAGAGUCUGGCUGGCUCUCAAUGGGCCGCAACUGGGGGCAGAUAUGGCACAUCAACUCAGAUUUCAGGGGACAGCCUCUCUCAUUCGAGCUCACCUCAAGUGAUGGCAACACAUUGACCAGCUACAAUGUGGUCCCUAAGGAGUGGGAUUUCGGCAAAACAUACACUGGCAAGCAGUUCCUGCUCUAGUGAAGGAAGGGUACCAAAUUACCAAUAGCAGUUACAAUUUUUGUUCUGAUCCUAUGAGUUGGAGUAUUGUAUAUUCAUCUGAGGAACGAUAAUGUCAUUAGAAAAAAAUAUGUUCAGUGCAAGCCUCCAAUAGUAGUCCAACAUAGUAGAAAAGAUGCUCAUAAACGUGGCAUGUGCCAUUGGAACUCUGAUAAUUGCACUACAGAGGCUUGAUUCACCAUUCAAAAUAGAAGGUUGUACUUGUUGUCUCGAUUGUAUGGUAAUUAUCUGUA
Molecule: messenger RNA, 1128 nt
Organism: Oryza brachyantha (malo sina)
Lineage: Eukaryota; Viridiplantae; Streptophyta; Magnoliopsida; Poales; Poaceae
Product: expansin-A10
Exons: 3
Coding region: 56-856 (266 amino acids)
Biological process (GO): plant-type cell wall organization
Cellular component (GO): extracellular region
Source: RefSeq, a predicted model, not a curated record